UGUUACAUGUAGUGCCGACGUAGGACAGUUUUCCAACUUCAUUGAACUAUUGUACUCUGUAUGACUGUGCAAUGACAACAAAGAGUUAUAUAUCUUAUCUAAUAGUACUGUAGUAUUGCAGUUUGACUAGUAGUAUUACACUAGUACUAAAUUAUAGUGGUAUAGUGAUGCCAAUAUUACAGCAGUACUAAUAAUACUACAGUAGUAAUGCAGCUGCACUAUAGCAGUAAUAAAGUAGUAGUAGUACUGCAGUAAUACUACAGCAUUGCUCGCUUCGUCUUGUUGUCCAGCGCCGCAAUGCGCAUGCUCCGGCCUGGACUUUAGGGUGGGAGUUAGCCGUUAGCACCGAGCUAACAGCCGGAGCGUGUAAUGGCGGCCUCGGUGUUGUUGGGCUCUGCGGACAGCGCCGGACUCAGCUUCACCAUCGGGGGCGGCGGCACCGGGAAUAGUAACGGACUGGGCCCGGCGCCCUGGAACCGUUCUCUGGACCGAGCGCUGGACGAAGCCGCGGCCACCGGGAGCUUGAACCUGAGCGGCAGGAAGCUGAAGGAGUUCCCCCGGUGCGCCGCCAACCACGACCUGACCGACACCACCAGGGCCGAUCUGUCUCGUAACCGGCUGUCGGAGCUUCCUCUUGAGGUUUGUCUCUUCGUGUCUCUGGAGAGUCUGAACCUGUACCAGAACUGUCUGCGGUCGCUGCCUGACGGCCUGCUCAACCUGCAGGCGCUUACCUACCUGAACCUCAGUCGGAACCAGCUGUCGGUGCUGCCCGCCGUCGUCUGCGGCCUCCCUCUGAAGGUUUUGAUCGCCUGCAACAACAAGCUGGUUUCCCUGCCGGAGGAGCUGGGACAGCUGAGGCACCUCACCGAGCUGGAUGUGAGCUGCAAUGAGAUCCAGACUCUGCCUGCUCAGGUGGGCCAGCUGGAGGCUCUAAGAGACCUGAACAUCAGGAGAAACCACCUGGUCCGACUGCCACCAGAGCUGGCCGAGCUGCCUCUGGUGCGUCUCGACUUCUCCUGUAACAAAGUGACCUCCAUCCCCGUCUGUUAUCGCCGCCUCACGCAGCUGCAGACCAUCGUCCUCGACAACAACCCGCUGCAGACCCCGCCCGCUCAGAUCUGCAUUAAAGGGAAAGUUCACAUAUUUAAGUACCUGAAUCUGGAGGCCAGCAAGACGACGCCGGACCUGCCCGAGUACGACAGACGACCUCUGACCUUCAGCUCCUGUGUGGAUGAGCUUUACCCCGGGCGUCCCUACGGAGCGCUCGACUCCGGCUUCAACAGCGUCGACAGCGGAGACAAGAGAUGGCUGAGCAACGAGGCCUCAGAGGAGCUGUCGGAGCUGCCGCAGCGAGUGGCCGACAUCAGCCGAGACCAGAGGCAGCGAGGAGGCGCGGCGGGAGGAGCGGCGCUGCCUAAUGGCACAUAUGGGGAGUUGGAGCAGAUCGACUUCAUCGACAGCUGUGCGGGUGAGGAGGAGGAGGAGGAGGGGAGGAGUCGUGGGGGAGGAGACAGGACCAGCCUGAGCUCUCAGUUCAUGGCUUACAUCGAGAGACGCAUCACCAGAGAGGGUUCUCCUGUGAAAAGCGGCUCUUCGAGGAUGGAAGACCCGAGGAGACACAGCAGGGGUGGAGUCGAUAGCGCCGCGGCCGCAUCUGGCUCACACGGACAGAGAGGCGGCGUGGAGAGGAUGAGGAGGGAGGCGCAGCUUGCCGCCAUGAGGUACGACGAGGAGCGGCAGAAGAACCGCUCGCUGCAGAGGGACAACGUGAGCGGACACGCCAAGCAUAAAGCAGCUCCGAGUCCCACGAAGGCCAGUCCUGACACAGAGAACGUCUACCCCUCCCGACGCUCCACCCACACAGACGACUCCGCCCUGUUCAUGGGUGAGGACCGAGCUGCUCUCUCUCCUACAGCCAAUCAGUCGCCGUCUUACCCCAGCUCGGGGGGCGUGGCCUCCUGUCGAACUACCAAUGUGCGGCCAGAGAGCUUCCUGUUCCGGCUCGCGCAGAGGGAGGAGAAGAGGAAAGGUGACACCUCUGCUCCUCCGAGCCAGGAGGAGGCUCCCGCCGCUCCUCCUCUUGCUGCAGAGGACGUCGAGGUGGUGGAGCAACUCAGGAAGAACAUCGAGGCUCGUCUCAAAGUGUCACUGCCGAGUGACCUGGGAGCAGCCCUGACGGACGGCGUGGUUCUCUGUCACCUGGCCAAUCACGUGAGGCCGCGGUCCGUCCCCAGCAUCCACGUCCCCUCCCCUGCCGUGCCCAAACUCACCAUGGCCAAGUGCCGCAGAAACGUGGAGAACUUCCUGGAGGCGUGUCGCCGCAUCGGAGUCCCACAGGACCAUCUCUGUUCAGUGGGCGACGUCCUGGAGGGGAAAGGGGGCGGGGUUUAUGCCACAGUGGAGGUGCUGCUCUCCAUGGCUCCUCCCCUGGUCAGCCUGUCCCCUCAGGUCCAGCUGGCCGGCUUCGCCCUCUUUUACCUGUCUGUCAUGUCGGUGCUGUGUGCCAUUUAUGUGCACCUGGCGCCGCACGUCUGACGCCGAGCGAGCCGAGGGCGAUCUCGCCAAGUUGCACGCAGCGGGCGUGAAUUUAUCCCAGCAAUGUCCCCCUCAGAGUCUCCGUUCACCACAGUGACGCAGGAAUCCUGCCCUGGAUCUGUCGUAGUACUGCCACCUUUCAGGUUUAGUUUAGCACAAAAACUGGGCCGAGGAGAAGAGCCUGGCUGCGAUUGGUCCGUCUGUCUCCUGACGUGUGCAGCGGCGUCUAGUCUGUAGACACGCCCAUCUGCGGGACCUGACGCUGCUCCUGAGGCUCUGAUCCUGGCCCUGUGGACGUGUUCAGGUCAAAGGUGAAGACUCAGAUCAGCGUGGGGCGAUGCUCGCCACUCGAGUUAGAGCGUCUGUCAUCGGCCAAUCAGCUGUGGGCUCAGAGGAACAUCCGAGCGAGUUCACUCCAGCAGCUGGAUCAAAUGCUCUCCCAUAUGCUUUGAAAUCAUCCAUAAGCCGUUCCUCUCUCACCUGUACAGGUGUGCGUGUCGCAGCCUCCUUGCUGAUUAACAGAAACAUUUUCUGCUGACGACGAUGAACAUCCAGCCCCCCCCCGUGACCCUUUGAGUGACCGAUGCUCCGCCCAGUGGGCAGGUAGAAGGCGUGAGGCACAGCAGAGUUGAGUGUUUGAGCCAGAGGACCAUGUGACCCCUCAGUCGGACCUAGACGAUCCCCCAAAGCUCGCCCUCACGCUCGCGUCCUGCCUGUUGGCGUUCUGCCCCGUGCCUUACGUUCCAUUUUUUACUGUUUGAAGUGUCAGCCCCUCCCAUCAGAAACACGUCUCCCUGGAAACGACCUCUGAGCACCACAUCAGCGUUUCACAUGUGGUCUGAUGCCUGCAUUGACCUCCCGGGUGGCUCUCCGGUCGAAGCGCAGGAACCUUCAGUGUCACCUGUACCGAGGCUCUGGAGACUCCUCCCACUGCAGAACUAGCAGCAACCCCCACAGGUGUGCAGGGUCAGGACACCGACCUGUGAUGGCCUCGCCAUCGCUUUUAUGUCUGUGACGGUGGAAACUCGAGCAGAACAAAGAGGCAUCCUGCAGUGGGAGGGGACUCGGCCUCAACGUGGGCGGGUUUCCUGUGGCUCCAACCGGCCGGAGCACGCCGAAGCGUCACAGGAUGGGAUUGUUCUACGAUGAAGUGUGAGGAUGAGGAUGUCUGAGUGUUUUGUAGACCUGUGCCUCUGCUCUGUUCCUUUUAGAGCUCCAUUAAUAAAGUUCAGUAAAGCC
Molecule: messenger RNA, 3774 nt
Organism: Pundamilia nyererei
Lineage: Eukaryota; Metazoa; Chordata; Actinopteri; Cichliformes; Cichlidae
Gene: lrch3
Product: leucine-rich repeats and calponin homology (CH) domain containing 3
Exons: 20
Coding region: 370-2535 (721 amino acids)
Cellular component (GO): cytoplasm
Molecular function (GO): protein binding
Source: RefSeq, a predicted model, not a curated record